CGGUAUUUUCUGAGGGUCGACGGUAUAUUUGAUCGGUAAUCACACUGCAGACAAGAAUUACGCGUGAAAACACCAAUGAAAAUCAAGCGAAAAAUUGCUAAAUACAGCCAAGCGGUGCAUUAAAGUGCAAAGACUUUGAUUUCCUCCAGGACCAACAACAGUUACAAGGCUAAAGCAACAUCCAUCAGAGAAACAGCGCAGCUGAACCAAAAAAAGGACAACUUUAGCUAAAAAAAAAACAUAAGUUCAAUUUAAAUUUAAAUCAAAAAGUAAUAAAACGUCAACGAAGAAAUUGAGAACAAGCCACCAACUGGAGAGAGAGAGCGGAAAACGGCGCGAACAGCUGUCAAGAGAAGAAGAAGAGCAAGCAACAGCAAGAGACGAAUCAACCAGGCAGCGAAAUCAACACAGUCUUAGGUCAACAAAUGGGAACCAAUUCGGGAGCCACCGCUGGCAUCAAUAAUAAGCCGGUUGGCGGUGCGGGUGCCGGCGUACUCGGCGGUGUCGGCGGUGCUAAUUCCUCAAUUGGCGGCGUCCUCUCCAACAGCUUGGGUGGAGGCGGCGGUCUAAGCAUCAGUGGCCUCAACUCUGGUGGACAGAACGCGAAUGUUGGCGGCCUGGUCACCGGCAUGGGCAGUGGCAACAACAUGAACGACGAUGGCGGCAACGGCAUGUCCGGCGGACCAAAUAAUCAGCAGGCCACCACGCCCCAAUACACAAUACCAGGCAUCUUGCAUUUCAUUCAGCACGAGUGGUCGCGAUUCGAGCUGGAGCGCUCACAGUGGGAUGUGGACAGGGCCGAGCUGCAGGCACGAAUUGCAAUGCUUUUGGGGGAGCGCAAAUGUUUGGAGAGUCUCAAAUCGGAUCUGACGAGGCGCAUCAAGAUGCUGGAGUAUGCCCUGCGCCAGGAACGGGCCAAGUUCUAUCGAUUAAAGUACGGCACCGAUCCGCCGCAGCUGAACGAGUUUAAGCCGACAAACGAGGAUUCAGGCCUAACCGGCGACGUGGCCACCGAUUCCGAAGUGCCCUACAGCUCUGUGUCGAACACCACGUGGCGGCAGGGUCGGCAAAUGUUGCGCCAAUAUCUGGCCGAGAUCGGCUAUACAGACAACAUCAUCGAUGUGCGCUCGAACAGGGUACGCUCGAUCCUCGGCCUGAACAACAAUGCGGAGCACGAUGGCAGUGGCGGCGGUCUUGGCACCGGCGGCGAGAAUAUUAGUCCGAACAUCAAUGGCAACGAGAGCAACAAGCGGGCCUCGGACACGGAAGGCCGUCAUACUCCCGCUAAAAAACAAGUGCAACAAGCGUCCGAUGGAAUCAUCAUUGACACCGAGGCGGCGGUAAUGGCGAACUUUGAGUUCCUUGGCCCCACUGAGAUGUCCGAUGACGAUGAGAUAUCCGAUGAUCUGGAAAUGGUGGCCACCGACAGUGAUGACACGGACGUGAAGCUGGCCAAGCGGGCCAAAUCUGGCAAGGAUAUGCUGACUGAAGAUCUUGAGGCCGAGGUGGGAGAGCAGCUCUUGAACGAUAUGAAUCUUAUAAACGAAGAAGUGGACGGCUCAUUGGGACUGGGAGAGUUGGCCCAACUGACGGUGAAUAAUGAAUCGGAUGGAGUGUACGAUUCGAAUGCCAAGGAUGGUACUGGCGGCAGUACCGGCGGUGCUGGUUACCGCAAGACCUGGAAUGCCAAGUAUACGCUACGCUCUCAUUUCGAUGGCGUUCGCUCGCUCAUUUUCCAUCCGGAGGAGCCAGUGCUGAUCACCGCCUCCGAGGAUCACACGCUCAAGCUGUGGAACCUACAGAAGACGGUGCAAGCCAAAAAGUCAGCUAGUCUCGAUGUGGAGCCUUUGUAUACGUUCCGCGCCCAUACGGGUCCCGUCUUGUGCCUGGGCAUGUCAACCAGUGGCGAGACAUGCUAUUCGGGGGGCCUAGAUGGUAACAUCGAGUGCUGGCAGCUGCCAUCGCCCAAUAUCGAUCCCUACGACUGCUACGAUCCGAAUGUACAUUCUGGCACUCUCGAGGGGCACACGGACGCCGUCUGGGGGCUAACGACAAUGCAGAAUAAUAUUGUAUCGUGCUCGGCCGAUGGCACUGUGAAGUUGUGGUCGCCCUACAAUAAGGACCCAAUGCUGCGUACCUAUACGGCUGCCGAGGCGGAGGGUGUUCCCUCGUCCGUGGACUUUGUCCGAAAUGAAGUGGAUCACAUUGUGGUGGCGUACAACAGUGCGCACUGUAUCAUCUACGAUACGGAAACGGGCAAGCAGGUGAUCAAGCUGGAGGCGGCACAGGAGAUGUCGGGCAAUACGGGGAAAUUCAUCAACAAGGUGGUUUCGCAUCCCACACUGCCCGUUACGAUUACGGCGCACGAGGAUCGGCAUAUUCGCUUCUGGGACAACACAUCGGGCACUCUCGUACACUCGAUGGUGGCGCAUCUGGAGCCGGUCACAUCGCUGGCCGUGGACGCACAUGGUCUGUACUUGCUAUCCGGGUCGCAUGAUUGCUCGAUACGGCUGUGGAAUCUGGACAAUAAAACAUGUGUGCAGGAGAUAACAGCGCAUCGCAAAAAGUUCGAUGAGAGCAUAUUCGAUGUGGCAUUCCAUGCCACCAAGCCGUAUAUAGCCAGUGCUGGGGCCGAUGGCCUGGCCAAGGUGUUUGUCUAAGAGACCGAGACCCCGAAUUCAGAGAAUCCAUAGAAUCCAGAAUCCACAGCCAGCAAGCAGCUCCACAAGCAAACCGAUUACGAGUUCGAGUUAAAUAAUUAUACAUACAUUAUAUAUAUAUAUAUACUUAUACAUUUAAAUCUAAUUAUAUCACACAAAAGAACAACCAACAACAACAAAUUAUGCAUAUAUAUUAAAAAAAAAACAAAUUGCUAAACAAAACAAAACAAAAUAACGAUAAAUAAAUUCAAUAUAAUAAAUGGCAUUUCGAAGUAGGAGAACAAGAAAAAGAAGAAGAGCAAAGCAAAAGUCAAGUACGACAUGAAUUGUGUGUAAUCUAGGAAAGUAAUACUAAUUCUAAAGCAAUGCAAACAAAUUGGCAUAGUUUAACCCCCAAAUAGACUCAUAAGUGCAACAAAACAACAACAAAAGUCAUCAUUGAACAUUAUGUAUUUGUUAAUAACACACACAGACACAACAUUGAUGCAUUAUAGAAAUAGUACGACUAUGUAAAUGGCAAAAAGGAACUUGAUGUUGUUUGAGGUACAAAUUCUUCAACAUUGAUUUGCUUUCCAGGACCUUAGUUUUAGUUAUAUAAUUGGGGCACUUGCACAGCGAUUGUUUGAAAGCUCCUGCCUGCUCCAACUUCCUGUACAUUUGAUAUAUACAUAAAUAUAUAUAUACGUAUACUUAUUCUAUGCCCAUGGCAACAACGUUUGAUAGUGGAUAGAUUGAUGGCUAAGCAUUUUUCAUAUAUAUAGGCACGCUCGCUGUCCAAGUGCCCCAAGUGGAACUCUCGUUUUUUUGCACUCUAGAGUGGAGAAAAAACAUAACGCAAAACAUGUAGACGAUCAAAUUUUUUUAGUAUUAAAAUAAGCAUUAUUGCAUUAUGUCCCCCCUCCCUCAUAUAACGCCCUAAAACUUUAGCGCAAGAGCGAGAGAGAAUUGUAAAUUAAAAUUUAAUUGGAGGGACAACUGAUUGAAGAGGAGAAAAGGAUAAAGGCGGAUGAAUAUUUAUUUCGAAAAAACCAGCAAAAACAACACAGAAAUGUAACAACAAAACUUGAUUAAUUGAUAAGUGCAACAACAAAAAUAUGCUUAUAUAUAUAUUCUAUGAUUUCCGUUUUGUCAUUAAACGAUGGGAUGCACUGCUUGAUUGGGAAAUGGGGGAAAUGAAUGAUAUAUAAUUGAUAAAAAAUAAUAAUUGCAGGCAAGCUAUAAACUGUGUACGCUAAGCUAUUUAUUUAAUUUAUGCCUAGUAUUAAAUGCAAAACAACGUCGUGUCGCCUGAUCCUGUUGAUGGAUUUCGUAGUUGAAAUAUAAAUUAGAAAUCGCUUAUCGA
This is a messenger RNA of Drosophila miranda, 4002 nucleotides long. It is a transcript of the gene Cka, whose product is annotated as striatin-3. Gene Ontology annotation, molecular function: protein binding. Lineage: Eukaryota; Metazoa; Arthropoda; Insecta; Diptera; Drosophilidae. The record is from RefSeq and is a predicted model, not a curated record. Bases 426 to 2660 code for a protein of 744 amino acids. The transcript has 6 exons.